CUUGAGGCCGAAUAGAAAUUUUCUGCUCAUUUUCUCGGGUCUGGUAGAAUCAGGUGGCAACUUCAGGAUCUUCAGGAAACAACCCAAAAGACUACACAAAAUCUGAUACAAAAAUGAGUGCCCUCAGAAAUCGGACAGUCAUCUUAGCUGCAGUUGUACUGCUUCUUUCAAUCACCUGUGACGCAAUCAAGACAACUCAGCGCCCAAAAUACCAGUACACCAAGAAGCCUCCUCGAGAUCAGGUCCAGACUACGACAUAUGCUGGCAAACCCAUAGUCACAGCAAGGAUUGUGGACUACACCAAGCCAAAAGAGCGCAUUCCUGUUGUUAUCACACAGAGCACCACUGUCCCGGCCUAUGCGGACUACCACAGUGACACAACAGUGUCACCUAAUGGUGUGCAGGACAAUUACACCCUAGACUAUAAUGAGUGCUACUUCAACUUCUGCGAGUGCUGCCCUCCUGAACGAGGCCCUCAAGGGCUAAAAGGAGACAUGGGGCUUCAAGGACCUCUUGGUCCAAAAGGGGACCCAGGACCUAAAGGUCCCAUAGGACCUAUGGGGUUAAGUGGAACUCCGGGAUUCAAGGGAGACAAGGGAGAGAAAGGUGAGAAAGGAAGCAGUGGAGCUGUGGGCUCUCCAGGGAUUACAGGGAAGGCUGGGAUGAAAGGUGAAACUGGCACCAAGGGUGAAAAAGGGGCAGGUGGUCUGCCUGGGUUCAAGGGAGCAAAAGGUGAAAAAGGAGAACCUAGCGAGAACACGACUAAAGGUGACCGAGGUGAUCCAGGCAGAGAUGGACCACCAGGACAUCCUGGAAGUAUUGGAGAGAAGGGUGAAAAGGGUGAAAGGGGAGAAUGUGGCCUACUUGGAGACAGGGGACAGAAGGGAGAGCCAGGUGAUCCUGGGUCCCCAGGUGUGCGGGGAGAUCCUGGACCUUCGGGGCAACAUGGAAUGCAUGGGAAUCCUGGAAUACCCGGAGAACGUGGUGAGCCUGGGAGUCCUGGACCCAAAGGGGAAGCUGGACAACGGGGCCCUCCAGGUCUUAAAGGUCUGAGGGGUCUAAGAGGAAUGAAAGGGGACCGGGGACCUCAAGGGAAACGGGGGGAUCGAGGACUUCGAGGACUAAAAGGUACAUCCGGUGAGACCAUAGGCCGAAUGCGCUCUGCCUUCAGUGUAGGCCUCUACCCCAGCAAGUCCUUUCCAGCAUCAGGCUUCCCAGUCCGAUUCGACAAGAUCUUCUACAACGGAGAAAACCAUUACGACGUCGCCGCCAGCAAGUUCAACUGUACCUACCCUGGGGUUUACGUGUUCUCCUACCAGUUAACGGUGAGGAACAAGCCCUUGCGUGCCGCACUUGUGGUGAAUGGGGUGCGUAAGCUGCGAUCACGAGACACACUUUACGGCCAGGACAUCGACCAGGCCUCCAGCAUGGUGCUUCUGAAGCUGGCAGCUGGAGACCAAGUUUGGGUGGAGACUCUUAGGGACUGGAAUGGCGCCUAUUCAAGCAGUGAGGACGACAGCACCUUUUCGGGGUUCUUGCUCUAUCCUGACUGAUGUACAAUUUAAAUUGCAAAAACAGAUCUUGCACUGACAUCUGCAUGGCCAUUGUGUGAAGGCCAAGUUUUUGGAUCUAAGCAAAAGCUGCCUGUUUAGGUUUAUCCAUAACCAUCUCCAUCUUUCCUAAUACUGAUCUUGAGCAACUGGUCAUCCGUCCCACAUCUGAAGACUUUCUGGGUUUAGUGACUUCAGUGUUAAGGACUUCGAGGACUGGUCUUAAAUAAGAGGCAGGGUCAAAAACAACUGAUUUCAGAGCAGUGUAAACAUCCACCAUUGUUUAGCAGUGCUUACACCACCAUGUCGAUAGACAAUGUAGACACACACUGUAUAUAUUCUUGUAGGAAACAAAAGAAUCAAUUGCAGUUUGAUUUCUUUUGCCAUUUUUGUUUUCUACACAGACUGCUAGCUUUGCUAGUCAAAACCGGAUCCAUAUUAAUAUUAAACACGAUCUAUUUAAUGGUCAAUUUUUGACACAAACAUUGUAAAAAAAGAUUGAAUGAUUUCUAUAAGAUAUACACAUACUUUUUUGCACACUUUCAUAACUGUCAAUGUCAAAAUCUCAUUUUUGGGGUUACACUCAGAUUAUGGUGGUUAUACUUCAGGUGGAAUAAUGCCCAUUUUUUUUGUUCGCAACUUGGCCUGGUUCCUAAUUUCAAACUUCUUUAAUAUAACAUAAAGUGAGAGCUGAUUUGACAGUUUUGAUGUAACCAGCAAAACAUAUAUACUCAAUGAAUACCAGCAUCUUCUGAAUUCAUAGGUGGUAUCUAUGAAAUGAGAAUAAAUAUGAAUAUUAAAGCAUUGGAUUCAUUUGGAUAAAUCACACUGUUCAUUAAAGAUAUACGGCUGUAUGUU
Messenger RNA from Astyanax mexicanus (Mexican tetra), 2408 nucleotides. It is a transcript of the gene otol1b, whose product is annotated as otolin 1b. The coding region runs from base 114 to 1553 and encodes 479 amino acids. The transcript is spliced from 5 exons. Lineage: Eukaryota; Metazoa; Chordata; Actinopteri; Characiformes; Acestrorhamphidae. Gene Ontology annotation, molecular function: protein binding. The record is from RefSeq and is a predicted model, not a curated record.